Molecule: messenger RNA, 1687 nt
Organism: Siniperca chuatsi (mandarin fish)
Lineage: Eukaryota; Metazoa; Chordata; Actinopteri; Centrarchiformes; Sinipercidae
Product: probable intracellular septation protein A
Exons: 6
Coding region: 56-544 (162 amino acids)
Source: RefSeq, a predicted model, not a curated record
CCAUCAGGAAUAGUGUUACAGUAUACAGUCUGCCUGACUGUAAUUGUCUGUAUACAUGUUUCUCUACAUGCUAAUCUUCAUGGCAUAUCAUAGCAGCAGAUGGAUACCGAGGAACCAGAGGUUAAAAUUUCAAAUAGUGAAUGCAGUGUUCACGGCACUCGUUCUGGUCCCUCAGUUCUACGUCAUGGGAAGGCCAAAAUCCUCAAGAUACUGCUGGCAGCCUCUUCUGAACAACCUGUCAGCCUCCAUCGCUUUGUCCUUCGUAGCUUCAGGUUUUUCAGUGAUAUUCACAUUGAUAGACCCGGUUCCUCAGAGCUUGUGGGCUUCCUAUCAUGUGUUUGGGCUGCUGACAUGUGGACACGGACUAUGCACUGCCAUCUUGACUCUGACAGCAACAGCAUGUGCCAAAACCACCCCUGAGCUGUACUACAUGUCCCUCAUUCUAACAGUCCUCUCUAUUUUCAGUACAGGGUUUUUCACGGUGAGGGGAGGACUCUGGUUGACUAAGCCUGUGACGGACCCGAGCAGAAACAAUGAGCGAUAAAGCAGUCCAGCUGUCCAACGCUGACAUCUAAUACUCCACAUAUUAAGAUUUCAUGUGGUUUCCAUGCCACCAGCAGCUUGUAACUUAAAACCAUGGGAACACAAAAAAAAUGGGGGAAAGUGACUUUAUCUUCCUCACGUUUUAAAUCUUGCUUCAGAAAAAUAUCACAAAGCAGGUGUUUGUCUCGGUUGUUAAAACUGUUUGCUUUUUAUAGUUUGAUGGAUCGUUUGCAUUUGUUUCAUUUGCUAAUAAAUAUAGAUUUUACACAGUAGAGUUGGAGUAUAAUCAUACAAAUACAAAUGUGAAAUCUGUAUACAGUACUGAAAGUGAUAUUUAUUUCAUUGGAAAAGUAAAGCUGCAUUAAACAGAUUGUAGCAGAACAAUUAAAAGGAAAUGCUUUAUUUUGAUGAACCUUUAGGAUGUCCAGGUUGUGUUAUUAAAAAAGUGCAGAUGCUGUUCCAGAACAUAAAGUGAUUCCCAUCAUCUUAAUGCUCUUACAAAACAGGUAACUGGGAAAACAGCUCUGGUGACAAUACAUGAAUGUACACAACUAAACUGGAACAUCCAGCCAGUGCAGCUUGUAGACUGGUUUUACCUACUCUUUUCAAUUUCCAAAGGUAGCCUGGAAUAGGGUAAAGGUAUAACUGACUCCUGUUUCCUACUGCCAGAAUGAAUAUUACUCUUCAGAUGAUAUGUAUUCACCACAAGUCAAUUUGAAACUUUCACGCCUAAUGAGCCAAACUUUAAAACAACAGGAAAAUUACAGUUAUGCAAAGACAAUCAUAACACUUCAAAAUGCAACCUACGCAUGUAAUAUUCCUGUGGCCUACGACAAAAAGUCUGCGCUACAUCAUGUGGUGCCAAUGUGACGCAUCAAAGUGCUCAUCUUACAGUGCAUGGUGGAAAAUAUUUUGUAGAUGCAGUGACUCUACAUCGCAGACUCUUAUUCAGUCUCUUUUCAACUUGUUCUUCACAGACCCACACUGUUGUUUGUAUUACGAGACCAGGAUGCAGGACAGCAUUAGUGUUUCUUUUCAGCUGAAACACUAAUGCUCAUCAAGAUGGAUCAAACACAGGCACAAUAAUAUGACUGCUGAAACUCAGUAGCACUCCUUCAAUUUAAAGAAAGUAAAUAAAUCAACC